Prunus dulcis (almond) is the source of this 1173-nucleotide messenger RNA. RefSeq names its product probable F-box protein At1g65740. The record is from RefSeq and is a predicted model, not a curated record. Lineage: Eukaryota; Viridiplantae; Streptophyta; Magnoliopsida; Rosales; Rosaceae. Gene Ontology annotation, molecular function: protein binding. The transcript is spliced from 2 exons. Bases 1 to 1173 code for a protein of 390 amino acids.
AUGAGUUCAGAUUGGGCAAAACUUUGUGACCAAAAUUUGGAUUUAGUUUUAGAGAAAUUAGUGGCAUCGUCAGACUAUUUGCGAUUCAGUCUUGUUUGUAAGUCAUGGCAUAGUGCAGCCAAGGAUUAUCAAAGACGUGGUAAGAUGUCAACUUUUGAUCAUCAUCCUCCAAUGCUCUUGAUAUCUACCGGCAAAAACGGUAUAUGGAGAUUAUACAAUGUCAUGAAUGAUCGGAUCUUUGAUUUGAAAUUAAAAUUGUCAAAUAAGCGAUUUUGUGGGUCUUCAAAAGGAUGGUUAAUAGCUAUGGAUAAGAGCUUUACUGUAACCCUAACAAAUCCAUUUGUUAGGGCCAAAGGGGGGAGAAUGAAAGAAAAUUCAAUCAUUCGCCUGCCUCCGCUAAUCCCCCAAGAUCCAGAUGACUUGGUCGGUUGGGCUCAUGCCCCCAACUAUUUUCUUUUGAAGGCCACGCUUUCAGCAGAUCCAAUAUUAGAUGCAAACAACUGCAUUGUUCUGAUCAUAUACGAGGACCAAUGUCAAAUGGCAUUUAUUAGACUUAAUAAAGAUCCAACAUGGACUUAUGUUUAUCAACAUUGGAAUGGGAUUGAAGAAGUUGUUCAUGUUGAAGAUAGCUUUUAUGCCGUUACCAUUCGUAAUUACCUUAUAGGUUUUGAUAUAACUAGUCAGUCUAACUCAGACGAAAAAUUAGUUGCAAAACGCCGGGCACCAGAUCAUCCGCAAAAGACAUAUCUCGUGAAUCCAAAUGAGAAAGAAUUGUGGAUGGUUCACAAACAUAUUGAUAUUGAAGACGACAAAACACAGGUGACAUAUGAAUUCAAAAUUUUUGAAUUGGAUUAUGAGAAGGGUAAGUGGAGUGCCAAAAAAACCUUAGGUGAUGUUGCACUCUUCUUGGGUGAUAACUCUUCUAUAUCUGUGUUGGCUUCAAAGUUUCCAGGAUGUCAACCGAAUUGCAUAUACUUCAGCCACGACGAUACACGUGUUGCACAUGAUGUUGGACCUCAUGGACCUCAUGAUUUUGGUGUUUAUAACGUUGCAAGUGGAAGCUUUCACUUUGGAGUUUUUAAUAUCACAAGUGAAAGCGGUACAUGUAUAAGGAAACUAAUUAAGAAGAGUAGGUCUCCUCCAAUUUGGGUUGUGCCAAAAAUUCAGUUGUAA